GCAAAAGUGGGAGUGCACCAAAGGCAAAAGAGAAAAACGUCUGUCUGUUGUAGGGCACGCUAGAUCAUGCAGGCUACAUUAUGGUUUGUGUAAAGCAUUGUGUUACAUUUAUGACGAGGACCAAAUAUUUUGGCAGAAGGAUUUUCACUCUCCGAAGUUUGGAGCAAGGGAGCCAAAGGAAACAUGGCCGAAGGAGGAGUGGGGAAUGGUGGAGGGAGCCUUCGUCCCGAGUCGCUGGAAGGCACUGGCUCCUCGCUCAUGUACGGCACAGGCCACUGUAAAUGGUUUAAUGUACGAAUGGGAUUUGGAUUCAUAUCGAUGACAAAUCGCGGAGGAACUCCUAUUGAUCCUCCAUUGGACGUAUUUGUUCACCAAAGUAAGCUGCACAUGGAGGGGUUUCGGAGUCUGAAGGAAGGUGAGGAGGUUGAGUUCACCUUCAAGAAGUCCUCCAAGGGCCUGGAGUGUGUGAAGGUGACUGGGCCUGGAGGAGUGUACUGCGUCGGCAGCGAAAAAAGACCCAAAGGGAAAAGCAUGCAGCAAAAACGAAAGCCAAAGGGAGACCGCAGCUGUUAUAAUUGUGGUGGUCUGGACCAUCAUGCCAAAGAGUGUGGCCUCCCUCCUCAACCCAAGAAGUGCCACUACUGCCAGAGUGCCUCCCACAUGGUGGCACACUGUCCUCACAAAUCGCCCUCGGCCACUCAGGGAAGAUGCAGCUUAGAGCCACCCAGCUCGAGCUCUGUCCAAAGCCCAAGCCCUCAAAGAGCCUCAUACACAUCUCAGGACAGCUCCACCCUUAGCAAAGCCUCCAGCUCUCCCAAGGAGCCCACACCAAAAGCUGCCUCAUCACAAAGAAAAAAGAGGAAAAAAUCAGUUGCUUGAUCAGCGCACCAGUCUUUCAGGCUGCCUACUUUUAUCCAGUUCCUCAUCAUGAGAAUUCUAUUGGACUCACCCUACCUCAGACCUAUGAGUUAAGGCCAGUUUGACAUCUCUGGAUCUCUUUAACCUAAAGAGAGGGAAUGCGCACUGCUUUCUUUAUUCAUGAUCAACUGCACUGUGAACGAUUUAGAGAGUGCAAAUAUUUUCGCAGUGCUUUUAAGAGACUGAUACCUCAUGCACAAUAUACACCUAGCCAGAAUUUUACUAAUUUUAUUGCUUAGCUUAACCAUGUUAUCCAAAUUGAAUGCAGUAGAAAAUAUUUAAAAUAGCUGCAGGGAUUCUCGACUGCUGUAGGCACACUGUACAAUCUUGAGCCAAAGAAAAUAAGAGAUUGGUGGUCUCUUAUGUGUUUUUAAAGGUUUAAAAAAGCUUCCUGUAUCAGUAUGCUUAAUUCCCCUUUCCAUUGCCCUAAAGCCACAAAAAUCUAUAUUUCCACCUCAUUAAUUAAUAUGAAUGUGAUAGCAAUCAUAGGACAUCUACAGAGAUAUUUUUGUCUUAUUGUUUACAUGUUUAAAAUCAGGUUCUACAUUUUAAUCAUCAUAGUAUUGAUCUGUUUUGUCCAAGUACAGAUUAGAUGCUUGUAUAGAUGUACUGUCUCUUGAUACUGCUAGUGUUGAUUCCAUGGUUACUAUGACAAUAUCUUUUUGGUGUGAAAAAGUCUUGCAUAGAACAUUUAAAGCUGAACGUACAUGUGUAAUUAAGUGCAGGAUGUUAAGCACAGACGCACAAUAUUAGACUAUUAUCCAAAAUAACUGAUCUCUUGUUAGUUAUGUCAAUGUAGCCAUCAGACAUGAAGGAUAUGAUAUAAUAGCAGUAGCUAAUUCUACAUAAGGCAGUCAUGGCAGCAUUAACUGAUCCAUAUAGUGGAUGAGCAGACAUGAAGAAACACAGUGGCUUUUCCAAAAGACUUGAUAUAUAUUUUCAUAAAGAAGUAACUUUUCUUUGUAAAAAACAUUUUUUAAUCUUUAAAAGGAAUACUUCAAAAUUUUCCAACCUAAUCUAUAUGUACUAGAUCUGCAGCAUAUGUGUGAUUAAUGGACAAGGUUGAGCUGUGGAGAUGUUGAGAUGAGAUGUCUACUGAGAUGUUUGGUCUUUUUGUUGAGAUGUUUGCCAUCAAGUUUCCUUCUAAUGAAAAAAAGAACAGCGAUUUUUUUUUUUUACUCCAAACUCCCUUAUAAUGGAUGUCUGUCAGUUGUUGGGGCAACCAAGUAACAUUUAUGUGAAACAUAUUUCAUAAGCUUUCAUAGAGAAAUAAUCAUGCAUAGAUACCACAAAACCUUUGGGAAAGUGGAAGUGACCAGAAUGACUUAUAUAUAUAUAUAUACUUUUGCUCCAGUGUUUGAAAUUAUAUACUACUAUAACUCUAUAUAUGUACAGCAUUUGUGUGCUAUUCUCUAAUUUGUGCCUCAUUUUACCACUGCUGAUAGAGUGUAACUUUGUAGUUGCAUUAUGCAGUUGCAUAUUUUAAAUGUUUAUUGAAAGAAUAUAAUAACUACCCUUAGACAUCCAUUAUAAGUGGGUAUUGAGUAAAAGAGUUUACAGGUGUUGUGUAUUCUUUUAAUUUGAACAUCUUAAUGUGAUUAACUGUUUUUGCUUAAAUAUGGGCCAUAUCAGUUAAUAUAUUCAUGGUACUAACUAAAAUUCUUUAGUUUGUAACUAAAGUUCUGCUUUGUUAUUUUAAGUAGCUGCUUUUGAUCAUGGGCUACAUGUAAGAUUAAAUAAUAUAAUGGGGUAAAAUUAGGUUCUGUUUCCAGUUUUCUAGAGAUAUGCAUUCUUAUAACCAGAUAUUAUGUGAUUAGUCUUCAAUUCAUGUAGCAUUCAAAGAAUACUUGUCACCUUGAUGUAUUUUCUUUGAUGUAGUGGAGUACAGAAAUAGUUGGAGAUUAGCCAUUUUUGAACAACUAGUCAGUCUUAGGUGACGUAAGUUAAUGGCACUUAUAUGUUUACAAAUUAUUUAUACAAUCUUACAUGUAGCUCUUUUCAAGUUAACAGAAGGUGGAGUUGUAGUGGUGAAUGAGAAAACAUUUAUUUUAUUUAUUUUUUAUUUUUUCCUAGACUCGGCUAUUAAAUUUGUUAACUGUGGCAGCACAAGCCAAGCUGAAUCCCUGACUGUUACACAUAACUGAACAAUGAGUUUCUCAGUGAGAAGCUUCCUCUCAGGGACUUGUUUACGAAAUAUGUAAUUUAUGAUUACA
Molecule: messenger RNA, 3131 nt
Organism: Ictalurus furcatus (blue catfish)
Lineage: Eukaryota; Metazoa; Chordata; Actinopteri; Siluriformes; Ictaluridae
Product: protein lin-28 homolog B-like
Exons: 4
Coding region: 184-879 (231 amino acids)
Molecular function (GO): zinc ion binding; nucleic acid binding
Source: RefSeq, a predicted model, not a curated record